Phasianus colchicus (ring-necked pheasant) is the source of this 1908-nucleotide messenger RNA. It is a transcript of the gene MARCHF4, whose product is annotated as membrane associated ring-CH-type finger 4. Gene Ontology annotation, molecular function: zinc ion binding; ubiquitin-protein transferase activity. The record is from RefSeq and is a predicted model, not a curated record. Gene Ontology annotation, biological process: protein ubiquitination. Gene Ontology annotation, cellular component: trans-Golgi network; Golgi stack. Lineage: Eukaryota; Metazoa; Chordata; Aves; Galliformes; Phasianidae.
AUGUUAAUACCACCCGGCGCGGUCAUUUUCUGUUACUGCUGCUGCGGGCUCCUCCGUCCGAGACAGAUGUUGCGAAACCAAGGCCUCCUCAAGUGCCGCUGCCGCAUGCUCUUCAAUGACCUGAAGGUCUUCCUGCUGCGGAGACCCCCCGCGCCGCCGCCGCCCUCGCCGCCGCCGCCGCUUCCCAUGCCCGGCGGCGCAGAGGCGGGGGCCGGCGGCGCCGCUCCGCUCGGGGGGCGCGGGCCCGGCUGGCGGGCGGCGGCGGCGGGCGGCGGAGCGGGCAGCCCGGGAACCGAGGAGUGGGGCAGCCCCGCCGGGGAGCCGCCCGCCUCCCUGCCCAGCAGCACCUCCUCGGAUGACUUCGGCAAGGGCAAGGCCGAGGACCGCUACUCGCUGGGAAGCAGCGUCGAUAGCGGCAUCCGCACCCCGCUCUGCAGGAUCUGCUUCCAGGGUCCCGAGCAGGGGGAGUUGCUGAGCCCGUGUCGAUGCGAUGGAUCGGUGAAAUGCACGCACCAGCCAUGUCUGAUCAAAUGGAUUAGCGAGAGAGGCUGCUGGAGCUGUGAGCUGUGUUACUACAAGUACCACGUCAUUGCCAUAAGCACAAAGAACCCUCUGCAGUGGCAGGCCAUCUCCCUGACAGUCAUUGAGAAGGUUCAGAUAGCAGCAGCCAUCCUGGGUUCCCUCUUCCUCAUCGCCAGUAUCUCGUGGCUCAUCUGGUCGACCUUCAGUCCUUCAGCCAAAUGGCAGCGCCAGGACCUGCUCUUCCAGAUCUGCUAUGGAAUGUAUGGCUUCAUGGACAUUGUCUGUAUAGGUCUAAUAAUACACGAAGGGCCCUCGGUUUACCGGAUUUUUAAACGGUGGCAGGCGGUCAAUCAGCAGUGGAAAGUGCUGAACUAUGACAAAACAAAGGACAUGGAGGAACAAAAAACAGGGACCAGGACAAAUCAGCGUCCCUCCUCCCAAACCACCCACUCGUCCUCCACUGGUGGUACAGCCACUAACUCCGCUCCGGCCGACAGCGGGGCCCGGGCCACCGGCCAUGCCACAGGCACCCUCUCUGACCACCACUGUGCUUACACCAUCCUGCAUAUACUCAGCCACCUGAGGCCUCACGAACAGAGGAGUCAGUCUAGUAGUAACAGAGAGCUCGUCAUGAGGGUCACGACGGUCUGAGCCGAGGAAUUCAGGAGGCCUUAACGCAGAGCGGAGGAGACGCAGAACUCGUAACGCAGAGGAGCAUGGUGUGCCUUUUUCUUUCUCUUCCCUUUUAUUCUUUUUUUUUUCUUCUUCUUCUGUUCCUUCUUUUCUUUUUUUUCGGUAACUGCACAAGAUAUAAGAGGCGGCACCUGGCCAGCUGAGGAGAAAGCAGGUGGAGGGAGAGCUGCACACUCAUGCUAAAGAGGUUAAUGUUUUCCAGCCAGUUAAAAAAAAUGGGGGGGGGAGGGGGGAACAGAAAAAAAAAAACAAAACAACCACACAAAUCACAAAAAGAAAAAAAAACCAACAAAACAAGUGCAAUACAGACUAAAAAAACUGAGUAGGCAGAGUUCUGGGGAAGCAGAGGAACAGACGGUUUAGCAUGUCUUACAAAUCCUAUUACCUGGAAUAGGUGAUGCUCUGUACACACCCACCCUACACACACACACGCACGCAAGUGUGAGAUUUAUAUAAACAAGGAAGGGAAUGAAAUAUUUGGAGUAUUUUUUUUUUUUCUUUCCAGACUGUGAUUAACCAGGGCUAUGAGUUGUUUUGUUCAUGAGUCAUUCUGGAACCUUGUUCGAUUUACCAUAGGAUAUCUGAAGUGAAAUGGCUGGGGAUUUUUCAGUAGUGAUUUAUGGGAAAAAAAAACAAAACAAAACAAAACAACAACAACUGACCGUUGAAUCAUCUCGCCAAGAAAAUGCAACA